UUCAUUCAUUGAGAGGGUGAACAGAAUUUGAUGUAAAUUUUCAAAUCGAUUUUAAAAUUCUUUUUCCGUCAGACAGUUUUGUAAAAAGUAUACAUUUAUUGAAUAAAUGUUACAAUUGUGUAAAAAUAAAAUUCCGGAAUAUUAAACAGUUCGAUAGGGAAUAGUGUAUGUGUAAAUAGUCAGUAAUAAAUGCAUACGAACGCAAAAGCAAUUUAGGAAAAGACAAGGAAAAAAUUUGCAAGCCAGCAAUAUAACAGAAAGGUAUGGCACCAGUGCGUCAAGUAAUUACUGCUCAGUCUAAUAAGGAAACAGAAAUGCAAAAAAGUAAACAAAAACAUUUGCAACAACAAGUGCAUACAAGGCGGCAAAUAUCAAGUCAACAAGGUCGCAGUAAUAUUACUGGAGUAAGUGGUGCAGUCGGAACAUUAGCAAAAUCUACCCCUACGGAUUUGGGUACUCGGCGGCAAUUUUAUUGUAAUGAUGAUUACAAUCAACAGACAGAUCGUGGUGCAGCAUUGAAAAGGCAUAGGGCAACAAUAGGGGCAACAGUUACCGGCGAAACAUUUUCACAAUUACCUAUAGAAAACAACGGAAAUUGUAGUAAAAAUCAUCUUGGUAAUAAUAAUACAAAUACAAUAACGACAGCUGCGGAAGUGCAACGAAAAAGACAACAUAGUCCAGAAAUACGAGCUCUUAGAAUAAAUGGUGAUAGAAGUCGUAUAGAUUGCGAUAUUAAUAAAAUUGAAACAGCACAUAACACACAGAAUUUACCUUCCACUUCACAAAAGCUUGAUGCCACACCAGCACCAAAGCCAACCGAACGUUCGUCCGAAUCAAUUAACUUAGCGGUAAUACAAAAACUUCUAAAUGAGCCACAUACGAUAACUAGGGCAACAUCUAAUUCGCUCAUCAAAUUAACCAAACCAAAUAAUAAUCCAUUGCCACCGGCACAUCUAUUGAAUUUCUCUACUAAUUUGGCAAGUAAAGCAAAUACGAAUAUUGCUACAGCAGCUUCCGCAUUAAAUACGAAUCCAACUACCUUGAAUAGUCACGUAAAUGCUGAACAAAUUUUACUACAACGCAUACAAUUGCUCCAAUAUUUCUUGAAAAUAACUGGACCAGCAAUAAACAGCCUUAAUAAGCGUAUGCCAAUUCGAAACGAACAAAAAAGUAUCUCUAAUAUAGCUGCAAAGCCAAAUUUACUAAACGCGUUAAUGGUAUAUCAGAAUAGAGCUCAAAGUAUGGAUCGUGAAGUCGUUGUCAAUUCCGCAAGUCUUGAGGAUGUUCCAUUGAGCGAGUUAAGCGAUAAUCGCGCACAGUCCAUUCAAUCGUUGCAUAGUGUUGAGACGCCCACUCCAGAUACUUCACCAAGUUUCGAGGAGUUGCAACAACGUUUGGAGAAUUCGAAUCGCAACAUACAAAACAUGCAAGAACAACAGCAGCAAUUGUUACGUUUGCAAAAUGCCGCCAAACAGCACUUAAGUGAAAUGGAGCAUUUACGUCAACAGGCAGGCACCUUAAGUUUUGGCGUGAACUCGGCAAAUGGCACGCAAACUGCAGACGGUGCACCCGAGUAUGAGUCCAUAGAUCAAGUUCACUCAGAUAUGGAGACGUUGGUUGGACGCAUGAAGAAUCUCACUACUUUCAUACAGAAUCAAAAUGAGUUAAGCAAUCUCCUGGGUGAUGAUGGUCCUGAAAUUCUCGCUGAACAAGAGGCGUUACAACGCAAAUUGGAGUCUUUACGUGCUCAACGUGAUGAUAUGCGCACGUUGGUGAGUGAAUUGCAGGACAUCAAUCGAACUGCCGAACGUAGAGUAGGUAUUGAUGCCAAAGAAAGUGAGCCUACCACACCAACCGCCGAAGAGUCGGUUGUAGUGAACAAAACGCCAGAGCGCGACGAAACCCACAUCACGAAUGGUGCACGUGUUGUUCCGGUCACCUAUGCGCGUAAUGUUCCUAUAAAGCUUACAAAUGGCAGCACAGCUCAAGCGAGCGCAGAUGCUCAUACUGACGAAGAUAACGAAGAAAAUGGUGAUCUAGCCGAAAAAGCCGCUGCAGCUAUGUUAAUACAUCAGAAAGUUGCCGAUAUCGAAACAAUGCGCAAGCAAUUGCAACGUCUGAGAGACAUGAUGGAGACAGUAAAUAUUAUUGAAGCACGCACAUCGCGCGAUGUUAACGAUAUUGGACGUACACCACCGCGUGAACUUCGUUCUCAAUCGCAAUCUACGGGCUCGUCUUUUGAACGCGACAGCACACCCGUUUCAGUAGUACCGGCACAUCACGUCAGCAAUGGAGAUGAUGGCGGUGAUGAUGUGUAUCUUACGCGAAAAAUGCGUAUGAUCAACGACGUAACCGCGGAUUUGCGGGCACAGGCUGCAAGUUUGCAGGCCGAACGAGAUCGCAUAAAGGCAUUGAAAGAGGAAAUUGUAUUGCGUAAACAACAAGCUGCCGCUGCAGCUCAACUGGGUGAGGAUGCAUUAAAACGUAGCAGUUUGACGCCAACACCUACGCCACGCUCUCGUAAGCAACGCGAAGCGGAUACCCCCACACCACCACCACCGCCUUUGCCAAAUACCGAAAGUGAUCAACUCAAGAGGGAAUAUGAAGCAAAGAAAAAAGAAUUUGAAAUAAUCUGUCAACGCCUACAACAAGACGGCGUGAUAACAGCCACAGAACCACCAACUAGUCUUAAGGCACCACGACGACACGAUACUGUUUCCGAAGCUGAUGACGAGGCCGAUGGUGAUGAAGAGUUAAAUGAUUCGGAUUUCGCCACUUCAAAUGCCACUUCCACGGGACGUCAAUAUUUCUCAGCACCGCAUCAACAGUCCACACCGGCUCAACAACAUCGCGCUGCAGCAAAAGCUGCCGUGACUGCGCACACACUCGCUACGAGUGCCGCAACGGCCAAAGUCAAUAUACAACACAGUCAUCACAAUCAAGGUCAGCCCAUAGGAAAGGAUGACAGCUUCGAAACGAACUUAACAUCAUCCACUGCGGGUGAACGUCGUCAUUCGACGCUGGCUAAUGCUACCAGCACCACACAGGAUGGUGCAUCGCUUGAGGCGGGCAGUGUACAAUCGGGUAGCUCACAGUUUUCAAUGCCGCCACAAAUGCCUGCAAUGGGUGUAUGCAGCAGUUGGCCUCCUCUCCCGCCAAUGCCCAACACUUGGAAUCCAACACUUUACUAUGGUUUCGGUGCACCACCACAUCCAUCAACGGCUUCACAGCCAAACUCAGCAACAACUACUCAAAGCGCUGGUCCCUCAUUCACUCCUGGCGGUUUAUUGCCACAAUCUGCCGUGAACAGCGAAUGUAUUUGCAGCGCGGCAAAUAGUGCUAGCAACGCACCAAUUGUUACCGGCCCGACACCAACAUCAAGCUCUACAAACACAGCUGCACAAUUGGCUGCCGAUCCGGUGUUGCUUCAGCAAUUUGUGCAAACUCAACAAAUGCUCAUCAAUUCUGUGUGCCAAUGUAAUCAAAUGUUGUGGCAUCAACAACGCGAAAUUGAUGCCUUGAAUAACACAAUACAUGUGUUACAAGAACGCUUGCUCGCAUUAACCGGUAGCGUCAACUCUGUACCACUACCUGACAUGCCCUAUACACUACGCGCUGAAUCGGUACCACCGCCCGGCAUUACAACUGGCACCUUACCUAAUAAUCUCUAUUUGAAUAGCACAAAUCGUGCACAAUCCGAGCAGCCAGCACUCUUUAUGCCCGGCUUAACAACAUCGACACGUAAUAGCGCCUUCUCCAAUUAUCAACGACAUCAGCAACAACAAUUUCAACAACAUCAGCAACGCGGCCACAUCUCAACAGCCUACAGCAGUGAGACACAACAGCAUAGCAAUAUUGCAGCAGCAAGUAGUACCAAUACUGGUCUCUAUAGCAAUUUGAAUAAUGCUGCACAAGCACCGCCGCCACCACCUAAUCAAGGACCAUCACUUUACAAUAACGAAUUACCACAAUCACCACCAAUACAGGGUAAUGCUGCUGGACCUGGACCGAUAUUUAUGCAUCAUCAUAAUAAUGCUAUACAUCAGAAUAAUGCCAAUUUACGCACACAAAAUCAUUACGCCAACAAUUUGCAUCAACAACAGCAACUGCAACAACAACAGCAUGGUCAUAGUAAUAUUAAUGUUGGCGGCGGUAAUACGUUGAAUAAUCAAGUGCCGCCGGGUAAUCGUGCCAACAAUUAUUGGGACAAUUUUCGAAGCUAUUCGCGACAGAACUUGCUGUCGACUAAUUCGAAUAAAAGUAAUGAAGAGCAGCAACAACAAAAUCAGCAACAACAACAUCAACAUCAACUCUAUAUACAACAACGUCUUAUGGACCAAUUGGAUGCGGCCGGACCGACACAUUACAGUUCCCAACAACAACUACAGCAACAGCAACAGCAAACGCUCCGUCGCGCAACCGCAGGAACACUGCCUACAGCAGCGCUGACAACGAGCAACUUACAACAAUUGCAACGCCAACAGCAACAGCAAGAAGAAGCAGUGCAACAGCAGCAGCAGCCAUGUUCAACUCAAACACAAACGCAGCUGCAACCACAGCCACAACCACAGUUGUAUCGCUCGUUGGGCGUCGAUAGCAAUAGCAAUAGUUGCAACAAUUUGAAUUUCGAACGCAAUGCGAAUGAGAAUAAAUAUCUACGCACAUUGCAACGCUCGCAUAUUAAUCGCUAUCAACAACAACAGCAACAACAACAACAACAAAAUCCUAGCUUAUCAAACUCGUUGUAUAGCAAUCACAACAAGCUGUAUCAGCCAUCAUCGUGGCUUCCACCUGUUGCGUCAACCGCGCCCGGCACCAAUUGCGCCGAUACGAGCACCGAUGCUGAUAAUGUCGAGCUCGAUGCCUACGAUAGCUAUAACAUCAUCGAUAGCGACUUGGCAGCGCCCUACGCUCACUUGAGCAGUAAUAUGGGCGCUAAUGCCAACAAUAUAUUGCGUAACAUGAAUGUUAACUUCGGCAACAGUCCACAUUAUCAACGCAAUAAGGUGCUGACAAAGCCGAAUUGUCGUGGCGCCGAAGCUAUGGAGCAACACAAUCCGAAUAGAGCAGUACUCCAGCAGCAGCAACAACAGCAACACCACCAACGCAUGUUGACGCAACACCAAUUGGCUUUACGCGCUCAACACCGGCUCGAUCAGUCCACUUUGCUGCCCUUACGCAAUAUGGCGGCUUUUACGCAAUCGCGUUACCUAGAUUUGCUGCCUGCAACAGUCAGCGAAGCGGUGGCCUCAGCUGAAGUGCAACUGCGUAAUCGCGAGCGUGUCGAUAUGUUGCUUCGCACUGUGAGUGCUGAGGAUGAUGAGGACGUCGUAGCUGCAUUGGCAACCAGUCGAAAUAUGGGCGGUCCGUACAUGUCAGCGAAUGCGAAUGACCUGCAUUUGCUGGAUAGCAACGAAAUCGGCAACAAUACACCGAACAUUGAUAACGAGGAUGCUGAUAUGGAAGCGGACGGCGAUGGCGAUGGUGAACUUGAAGCUGAGUUAAACGCCGAUAUGGAUGUAGGGAACGACGAAGAGGACGAUGAUACCACAUCCGAAGAAAUUAAGCGCAAUUUACUGGUUAAUGCUUUGAAAAAUGAUAAAUUUACGACGAAGUUCUACGAGUCCAUUAAAGAAGAUGUUUUCCGGCGGCUAGAACGUAUGCUAUUGGAAAAGGAGACAACUGAGAUUAAUGGCCGGUUAGCCGAUGGACAAAUUCGUAAUGGUUUAGCGGACGCUAAUGAUGCUUCCGCAGGAGCAAACGCAGCUGAUGGAUGUGCGGAAAUGUCGGGUGCCUCUUCGCUGCUUCGUGAUCCCACGCGUAAGUUCAAUUUGAAUGCGCGUAUGGGUAAUCAGCAACAACAACAACGCAUGCAGCAAUAUAAGCAGCAACAGGAACAACAACAACAGCAGCAGAAUACAGUGCCGUAUGAGCAUACCAACUUCGCUGCUGGACGCACAGCAAAAGCAAACACUUACGAAAACAAGCCGGCAUCCAAUGAUAACCCCGACGCAGAAGAUGAUCAGCACGCAAUGCCCGACGCUGCUGCAAUGCAGACAUAUGCCAAUAAUCGGCGAGCUGUUGAAAUGAAGGAUAAUGCUGAAGAAGAUGAGGAUGCGGCAAAUAAUGCCGACACAGAAAGCAAUAAAGCGGAUAAUGAAGAUGCAGCAGCUGCAACGGCCAGUGGUGGUGGUAACGCAGAAAGCGAACAGCCGGAAGAGGACGACGUGAGUUACAACAACAAUAAUAACAAUAACCUCGAUGUAACCAAUAAUGGAACAGCAACUGAUGGUACAGCUCAACCAAUAAUGGCCGCUCAAAAUAGCUCUAUGGAUGGAAAUCCGGUUGCCAAUUGGCGACAAAAUAUAUUGAAUCAUGUGACGUUAAAUAGUCCCACAGCACCGGCAGCGAAUACUGGCAAGAAGCUUAAAAAUCAGGCAGAGCCUGCCAACAAUAACAGUGGCGCAGGCGGUGAUGCGCAGUCCACUGUCGCCGGCAACAACAACAUGGCCGCCAACAAUAUGCAUUUAACCUACUACAGCGAACUUAUCACAUACAUAAUUACACGCAUACGCAACCAAACGCACACCAAUACCCAAAUCAAUGACACUGUGCUCGUCGAGAUCGCUAAAUUGACCGCUUGCGCUGUACAGAAGUUCACACCAACUCUGGUGAAUUAUAAAUCACUGUCCAUAGCAUCACCGGCACAUAUAUCACCCAAAAAAUUCUAUAUGAAAAUUAAAAAACUUGCUGCGCCACGUCAACGCGACGAGUUCUUGCAAUGGUAUCAAAACUAUUUGGAGAAUCUUUUUCCAGGCGCACGCUUAGAGGCGGAGAAGCGCCGUGCCGAUGAGUUGAGAAAUGCCAGUGCUGGUGGUGUUGCGUCGGGAGUUGAACUGGAAUUGCCACGCAGGUGUGAUAAAUUGGAGAAUCAACAGCAAGAACAGCAACGUCAUGCGCAGCAACAAAAACAAUUGCGACAACCACAGCAACAAACAACUAGCGAGAGCAGCAACAAAGAUAACAAUGAUGAAGAUUUGGCGGAGGCUGAUCAAAAUUCGGUCAAUAGCAGCAGCAAUUCUAGUAACAUUUUUUUGCUACCCCAAGCAACGUCCUCUACCCUUGCAUUGCCGCGAGAAAAAGAAUGUGAAAAUAACGAAAAUCCAGACGCCGAUGAAAGUGCUAUUGAAGUGGACCUUGAAGCGAACUCCGCGGGCGCUACAUCUAGUGGUUCAUACGACUUGAUGCCGCUGUCAGUUGCUGGUGCUGGUGCCGGUGCCGCUGCCGUCACAGUUACCGACGAGACUAUAUUUUCUGCAGUGCAACAACAACAGCAUCACAAUUUGUUACGCUUUGGUACAGAUACAGCAAGUGGUGGCGUGCCAGAACUAGAACCAGAUGAAACCGUCACCUAGUUAACUGCUGGAAUUUUUGUAAUGUUGCAAUUGCUUAUCGUUGCGCUGUUUACUCUCGCGAACUUGAUCCGAAUAUGAGCAGCAUUGGUCUUACUCUAUGACCACUAAAGACUUGCUAAACUAAAUUACGCAUUGCUUACAAAUUUUUGAAUAUUUACCCAAACCUAACGGUAACUGUAGUUGAGAAAAUUGAAAUAACUACGUAAAAUUAUAUAUAAAAGUAUGCAGAACUGUAUGUAGUCUGUAGCAAUUAUUAUAUAUUGUAUGUAUGUAUGUGCGUAUCAGUAUAUCUUUAUGUCGUGUGAUGUCUAAAUUUUAAUUAUUUAUAAUAACAUAAAAAAUGCUUUAUUACUUUUUUAAUACAUACAUACAUAUUUACUCGCACAUAUUAUAUUUAUAUGUAUUGACCUAAUUGAUUUUUCGUGGCUUAUACGGACUUGUGUGAUUGUACUCUAAUACAUUCCCGAAAUAUUCUUACUAAAUAUCUCCCCACACCUAUUCCACUAAAUUCACAUCUACAUAUGAAUGUAUGUCAGUAAGACUAAUUCUUAUGUAUGUAUGUCAAAAUUAAAAUUAUAAAAUGUAUAUGUAAAUUUGAGCGUAAAUAAAAUAAAUUAAAUCGUUCUGCAAAGAAAUUCCUCAGAA
Molecule: messenger RNA, 8060 nt
Organism: Ceratitis capitata (Mediterranean fruit fly)
Lineage: Eukaryota; Metazoa; Arthropoda; Insecta; Diptera; Tephritidae
Exons: 11
Coding region: 264-7415 (2383 amino acids)
Source: RefSeq, a predicted model, not a curated record